Molecule: messenger RNA, 3776 nt
Organism: Leguminivora glycinivorella
Lineage: Eukaryota; Metazoa; Arthropoda; Insecta; Lepidoptera; Tortricidae
Gene: Stt3B
Product: dolichyl-diphosphooligosaccharide--protein glycosyltransferase subunit STT3B
Exons: 15
Coding region: 107-2443 (778 amino acids)
Biological process (GO): post-translational protein modification
Cellular component (GO): membrane
Molecular function (GO): dolichyl-diphosphooligosaccharide-protein glycotransferase activity
Source: RefSeq, a predicted model, not a curated record
UGUCGUGUCAGUCGGCUGAAAGUCAAUUUUUCACAAAAUCGAAUUGCUGGAACUAAUGUAUGAAAAGACAUUUCUAUAAUAGUUUGCGGUGUUUUACGAUAAGAAGAUGCCGGCCGUAAGCUCCGCGAAGUCGGCUAACGGCUCCAAUAAGGGGUUGUUUAAUAACACGACCGGCUUCAGUACACUUAUCACUGUUACGGUUCUCACGUUGGCUUGGCUGGCCGGGUUUGCCUCUCGGCUUUUCGCUGUUAUACGGUUUGAGAGUAUUAUUCACGAGUUUGACCCAUGGUUCAACUACCGAUCUACGGCUUAUAUGGUACAGCACGGGUUUUACAAUUUUUUAAAUUGGUUUGACGAGCGAGCAUGGUACCCCUUGGGGCGUAUUGUCGGCGGUACCGUGUACCCGGGUCUCAUGAUCACUUCUGGGACCAUACACUGGAUCCUGCACACAUUGAAUAUCCCAAUUCACAUCAGAGAUAUUUGUGUGUUUCUAGCUCCGGUUUUCAGUGGCCUGACAGCCAUAGCAACAUAUCUGCUAACAUCAGAGCUAUGGUCCCGCGGGGCGGGUCUAUUUGCUGCCUGCUUCAUUGCCAUAAUCCCUGGAUACAGCAGUCGCUCCGUAGCUGGAAGCUAUGAUAAUGAAGGAAUUGCCAUCUUUGCUCUGCAGUUCACUUAUUAUCUGUGGCUGAAGAGUGUGAAGAGUGGAUCUGUCUUUUGGUCUAUCUGCACUGCUCUUUCUUACUUUUACAUGGUAUCAGCAUGGGGCGGUUACGUCUUCAUUAUCAACCUGAUUCCCCUGCACGUGUUUGUGCUGCUCAUCAUGGGCCGGUUCUCGCAGAGACUGUUUGUGAGCUACUCCGUCUUCUACAUAGUUGGUCUGCUCAUGUCUAUGCAGAUACCGUUUGUUGGCUUCCAGCCUAUAAGGACUAGUGAACAUAUGGCUGCUUCAGGAGUAUUCGCCCUUAUGAUGGCUGUGGGCGCUCUCAAGUACCUGCACAACCUGAGUCCCAAGGGCCAGUUCAAGCAGCUCCUGAUAGUCGGCGGGCUGGUCGCGGCAGCGCUAGUGUUCUUGGCCGUGGUAGCGCUGACCUAUAUGGGCGUUAUCGCGCCGUGGAGCGGACGGUUCUACUCGCUAUGGGACACCGGCUACGCCAAGAUCCACAUCCCGAUCAUAGCCUCCGUCUCCGAGCACCAGCCGACCACUUGGUCCUCCUUCUUCUUCGACCUCCAUGUACUGGUGUGCACCUUCCCUGUGGGCUUGUGGUAUUGCAUCAAGAAUGUCAACGAUGAGAGAGUUUUUGUGGCGCUGUACGCCCUUAGCGCCGUAUACUUCGCCGGCGUCAUGGUACGCCUCAUGCUGACUCUGACCCCCGUCGUGUGCGUCCUGGCUGGCAUCGCGUUCUCUAUACUACUGGACCUCGUGCUUCGUGAGGACGAGCUGCCAGCAGCGCCCUCUGACUCGGAUGAGAAGAACCUUUACGACAAGGCGGGCAAGCUAAAGAAGCGAACACUUGAGCCCACUCCCCCAGCUGACUCCGGGCUGGGAAUGAAUGUUCGUUCUGGGACCCUGAUCGCUUUCAUGAUCCUGCUGAUGCUGUUCUCCGUGCACUGCACUUGGGCCACGUCCAACGCCUACUCCAGCCCCAGCAUCGUGCUAGCCAGUUACGGGAACGACGGGUCUCGCAAAAUCCUGGACGAUUUCCGCGAAGCUUACGGCUGGCUGUCACAGAACACCGCGGAAGACGCGAGAGUCAUGUCUUGGUGGGAUUACGGUUACCAGAUAGCAGGCAUGGGCAACAGAACAACCAUAGUCGACAACAACACGUGGAACAACUCGCACAUCGCGCUCGUGGGCAAGGCGAUGGCAAGCAACGAGAGCGCCGCCUACGAGAUAAUGACCAUGCUGGACGUCGAUUACGUCCUCGUGAUCUUCGGCGGCGCCAUCGGAUACUCCGGCGAUGAUAUCAACAAGUUUAUAUGGAUGGUCCGGAUCGCUGAAGGAGAGCAUCCUAAGGAUAUUCAUGAGGCAGACUAUUUUACGGAGAGAGGGGAAUACAGAAUAGAUUCUGAAGCAUCGAAAACUAUGAUAAAUAGUUUAAUGUACAAGUUAUCAUAUUAUAGGUACGACAGCGGCGGCAGCCCGCCUGGCUACGACCGCACGCGCGGCGCGCUGCCCGGCCACCGCGGCUUCCGGCUCACCUACCUCGAGGAGGCCUACACCACCGAGCACUGGCUCGUCAGGAUAUACAGGGUUAAAAAACCGGACGAGUUCAAUCGUCCGCGGCUGCCGUUGGCGAAGAGAACCAUUUCUACAUCCAGUGGUUUGUCCAAAAAGCAACCGCUAUCAGUAGGAGAGUCGGACACGACUUCACGAAGAAGAAAAGGUCUCCUAAAGAAUAAGCCCACGGUCGUGAAGGGCAAGAAGAUCGGCCGACUGGAGUGACGCGGCCCUCGCCACACGAGCACGUGACUCCGCAUCAGUGGUAAUCUUGCAUCCUCUAUAUCGUCUUGCAGUCCCUUUAACUUUAAUAUUUACGUACAAGUGAUUAUUGAACAGCCCAUAUCGAGAUUACUUUUAUUAAAAUGUCACGUUGUAUAAUUAUGUUUGGGUAUGCCAAAAUUCUCGAGAGCUCGGUUCUUGCAUUUUAUAUUUAACCUUUUAACCACUUCACCAAGAUUUCUCGCUGGUACGAAGUUUAGUCUUACUUUAUACAUAUACAUAUAAAUAGUAGAAUUUAGACUACGACGAAAUGAACUGGAAAUUGUAUGUCUUAUAGAUCAGAUGAAUAGGUAUGGUUAAAAGGUUAAAUAUAUUUAGAAUUUGUUUGGUUAUCAGUCUAUCUAAAAUCGGUAAAUCGGUAUAACUAAGUUUAAUGUUUUUGAAUUUGAAAUUAUGGUCUUAUUUGUCUCACAACGGAAAUAUUAUAUAUGCAAUAUUUAUUUUUAUCUACCUUUCCUUGUUUUCAAAGACAAUAAGUAUGUUCACCAAUAAUGUAAAUUGUAAUGUAUUGUAUAAUGUUCAACGGUCUAGUUGUAUAAUAAAAGAGAUAGAUAGGUAGGUUCAAUAAUUUGUUACUGAGAUUAGAAGCAAAGACAUUUUAGACUAACUCUAAUAACUUUAUCAUUUUGGGCUAGUUAGUAUAGUAUAGUUCCUUAUGUAAUGCGGAUUGCGAGAGGGACGUUAUAUCGAUUGUUUUGAGGCCAUACUACGCGAGCUGAAUAUGCAACUAUCCACACAAAAAAAUGCCAUUUAAAAUCUACUGAACUCGUUUUCUUAUUAUUAUUAUGGACUGAUCGGCGAUUGACCCUAGUCACACCUGAUGUAAAAUGAAGACAGUCUAAGAUGGAACUCGCCGAUUCAGUAAUAGCCUAUUCACUAUAUUUUGAAACAGAGAUGUAUUUGCGAUUUCAGUGUUCGUUCUUUUGACCGUUACGAAUUGAACUACAGUUAAAUAGUAAUUUUUAACCAUCGCGAAUAUCGUGAGGUGUCUUUAGUGAUUGCCGUACACCCGCGAAAGAUGUUUAUCUAUAUCUAUAGACUUACUUAAUAAAGCACCCAAUCGUCUUAUUUCUCUGCCAAUUAUGUACAAUGUACAUACACUGUACAACGUACAUUGUACAUUGACAUAUCAGUUGUACAAAUUGAACGUGUUGUUACAAGCUUUUAUUCAACUUGCCUUUUUAGUAUGUUAGUGUGCGUCAAAACGUAGACGCUAUAGACCGUCAACCAAAUCUUGUCACUAGAAAAAGGCGGCAAAUUUGAAAAAUCGCGGGCU